GUCGUACUGUGUGGCGAGAAGAAGAGGAAUAACAGGAUAAAUAACGAAGCAAAGAAGAGGGCUUCUUUCUUCGCUUCGUCGCCCGCACCUAGCUCUUGGCAGAAGAGAGCAACCGCGAGUUCACCAGCAGGAAGCGCACGGGCGCAAACGCGAACCAGCAGUCCAACGGGGGUGACGUACACGAGUGCGCGCGGACAGACAGAACCCCAGUGUACUAGUAACUAGCAGGGCGACGGCGAACAUUUUCGCAGGAAGUACACCUCUGCACCUGAUUCCCGGAGGUGGCGGUAGUUUCCCGUUCUGUGCGAGUACAGCAUAACGGUGCGCGGGUCCGUACUUUACUCCGGCGGUGGUGCCCUCCGUAGAAUCCGGAGGGGCGGUUCGGUUGCGAUACCGUUCCGCUACCGUUCCGUUCCGUCCGGUUUCGGUAUCGGUUGCGCUGCGGUUCCGCUUACAUUUCCAGGGUCCCCGGUCGAGUGAGUGUUGUGUGCCGUGUGGUGUUCUGUGGUUCCUCGACUCCCUUAGCUGAAGCCGCGACCGCUUUCAUGCAUUUUAUACAGCGUCGAGAAACAAAAAUCGAUCCACGGGUGUUUUGUUCCCAUCACCAUCAUCAUCACCAACAGCAGCAGCAGCAGCAGGCAUUCCACGGACAACGACGACGACGGAUACGUCUAGGACAACGGCGUAACCACGGGGAGUAGUGGCUGUGCGGCGGUACUAGAACAAUUCAUUUGUUGGUUGGGGCUUGUUGGAUGCCGGUCAACUGUGCGAAUACCGCGCCAUUCACCACCACCAUCAUUACGUCCACCACAAGCAUUCAUUCCUCUGCACUCUGCCCGCCAGCGACGGAGCAUGAUGAGUAAUAACUCUUCCAGCAACAUCAACAAAAACAAAAGCAACAACAACUGCAGCUCCACCACCGCCAGUAGCCUAAAGAGCAGCAACACCACUAGCAAUAGCAGCAGCAGCAGCAGCAUUAGCCGUAAAAUCAAUACAAUCAGUAACAACAGCAACGCUGUCAACAAAAAGCACACCAGCAGCGGCAGCGGCAACAGCUAUACGACGCACUCCGGUACCGGAACCGGUGGGGGAGGCAACAGCCACGGGACGACCAUGCCGGGCGCAACGUCGCGUCGCGUGGCGAAACGCAAAGCAUCGACAGUGAAUAUCCCGCCAACGGUGAGAAAACGGCGUAAGAUCCAGCAUCUACCGAAACCGGGCGAUGCCCGCCAGGAGCAGGUGCCGCAGACGAAGAACACCGUCGCCGUGCUGAACGAGCUAAAGCGCAACCUAGUGUACAAUGUGGAGUCGCAGACGGGACCGGUGCAUGCGCCACUCUUCACGAUCUCCGUGGUGGUCGAUGGCCAGAAGUUUGUCGGGACCGGGCCAAGCAAAAAGUUGGCCCGGGUGGCGGCUGCUGCCUCGGCGUUGCGCAGCUUCAUCCAGUUCAAAGAUGGGGCCACGCUCACGCCAAUCGAGCCUCUGCAGAACGUGGACUUCACCAGCGACGAUCCGAUGAUCGAGAACAGUAUCUUUCCACUCUCGGACACGGUAGCGGGCGGUGCUGGCUGUGGUGUCCUGCACGAACCGCUGUCAGUUGUCACGAAUGGCAAGCCGCUACCGGAUGUUGCUAGUGCUGUUGCGGCUGGUGCUGGAGCUGCCACUGCCACUGCCGCGAUCAGUGGAAACUCGUCCAAUAACACCAACAAAUACAGCAGUAACAGUAACUCAUACAGUACUGGCGGCAGUAGUAGCAGCAUCAGCAACAGCAACAGUGCGAGUAGUAAUAUCAACAGUGUCCAUACGCAGCAUACUGUCGCAUCCAGUAGUAUCGGUAAUAGCAGCGGCCGAGGCAGUCAAGCCAAGUACAACCACAGCGGCCGCCAGAGUAAUGCCGACACGACAACGCAUGCCCUUGCUCAUGUUAAGGGUGGAGUACGUGGUGGCACUUCAGGAGGAAAUGUUGGCAACAACGGUAGCGUGUUGAGGCCCGGCCCUGACGGAGCCACCAGGGACGCAGCAGCGUCUGCUGCUGGUGAGAAAAUCGGCACGGCUGCGCUGGAUCGACACCUACCACACCAUCAACAGGCACCAGCGGCGGUAGCGGGGCACGGCGGUGUUGAGACGGUUCGACUGUUGUCGGUCACAGCCGGUGCAACAGCUCCAGUCGCAGCAGCAGCAGGAGCAGCAGCAACAACAGCAGUUGCAGCCUCCAGUUUAACAACCAAUAUAACCGGAGCCAGUCACGACGCCAGUCAAGAUCAGUGUAUCAGCGGCAGUCUUGACGGUGCCGCCAGCACCACUGUCACCGCUGCCUUCGAUACUACUGAACCUAAUACUUCCAAUGCUGCCGCUGCUGCCUACAUCGCUGUAACCACAUUCCCUAGCACCAUUACCAGCGCCUCCUCCGCUUGUCCUACCAUCAUCAGCGCAACCACAAUUAGCGUUAACCCAGCCGUUCGAAUGCUUCCUCCGGCCGAUCGUGGUGCAGUACUAGCAGCGAAAGCUGUCGGCGGUUAUGGUGGUGAUAGUAGUGAGUGUCCGCGUUUCAGUAAUAGUGGUGGUGGUAAUAGUGGCAUUAGAAGCGGUGAUGCUGUGCCCGCCCCAAACGGCGUUCUUCCCUCUUCGACUCAGCACAAUCUGACACCGACGGCGUCGAUUGACUGGCAGCCAUUGCAAGAGAAGUUGAUGAAGGGUUCUCCCUACCGUCACAAUCCUCAGCAACAGCAGCAGCAGCCGUUAUCGUCGGCACCCAGACCUCUCUUCGCUUCCGGUCGACUACCGAGCCGGAAGACAUCGUGUGCCGACUACCGCUCUCAUCCCUACUACACUAACCAGCAUCAUCCACACAGCUACACCCACAACCACCAGCGGCACUAUCAACACAAUCAUCUUGCGCACCACUAUCAUCACAAUCAUCAUCAACACCAUCAUACCAAUCACAACCAUCCCCACACCGGUAAAGGAGGGAGUGCGUUCAGGGCCCGGGAGCAGCAGCAAUCCCUAACGCCCGGUACGGUCCGGGCCGUACCGGUCCCCGGUUCGCACACUAACACCAUCGUCCUUCCUUGCACGAGAUCCUCCACUUUUAGUGUUACUAAUAACGAGCAUGGUGGUCGUCCACUGGCAUCCGUAAACGGUGGGACAAUCUCCACCUUCACUACUGUCACCACCACCACCAUUACCACCGGGACAAUUAGUAAACUUCCUGCUACCAAUUUAUCGGCCGGCAGCAGACAGCCGUCGCCGGUGUCAUCACUGCCGCUGGCACCCCUGCCUCCAUCGACGCUGAGUCCUAGUAUUACUACUAUUACUACGAAUGGCGCUACCGAUCGAGCCAUUCCUUCCGCUCCCGUCCAGCCGUGUGCUUCCGCCCCACCAGCCACCACUACCAUCAUCACUAUUCAAUCGCCUUCAACUUUCGGUGCCAGUGCUGUCCCUCCGAUUGCCUCCUCCCUCACCACAAUCACUUCCACACCGAACACCCCGAACUCCCACCAAACUCCUGCCAACACUACCACCACCACCAACGGUACCUCCACUGGCCAAAACGGUCAUCGGCAGGUGGUCGAAAAGAUUCAGCAGAGUUUAGAUUUGUUUAAAAAUAACAAUGAGAAGGCAGUAGCGUGGAAGAAGCGUUUCGAAAAGCUAAAGGUGUCCGCCGCGAACAUCGCUCGUAGCAGUGGUCCCGGUGCCGGCAACGCAACCGGCCAUCACCCGAAAUCCCAGCCGGAAAAAGGACCGGUCAUGUUGCUGCACGAGCUCUUCACCGAUGCGCACUUCGAAUGCGUUUCCUCCGAUGGGCUGCAACACUCGAAGUUCACCGUGGUCGUGACGGUUAACGAUAACCAGCGGUUCGAGGGGACAGGCCCGUCAAAAAAGAUGGCGAAGAAUGCGGCCGCCAAGGCGGCGCUCGCCUCGAUCUGCAACAUCUCUUUCAGUCCACUUCAGCAGUCCAAGUUCGGGCUGAUUAAUGCUGGUGCCGGAAACGGGGCACUCUGUGCUGGUUCCGGUGGUCUUGCACACAACGGGGACAGCUCUUUUAAGCAAGGCAAAAACUUUGAAUUACCACAAACGUUCGCGGAUGCCAUCGGGAAACUGGUGAUUGAGAAGUUCAAUUUGGUAAUGCAGAGCAGCGACGUGUACAGCCGGCGUAAGGUGCUGGCAGGGUUCGUGAUGACCUAUGGUUACGAUGUGAAGACGGCGCGUGUUAUUUCGUUGGCCACUGGUACAAAGUGUGUGAGCGGUGAGCACAUGAGCGUUACUGGUUCGGUGAUUAAUGAUUCGCAUGCCGAGAUCAUUGCGCGCCGUGGACUGAUGGACUUCAUCUACAGCCAGCUCGACUUGCUUUGCCGCCGCCAGGCAGAUCCGACCAGUGCUGAGGAUACCCCUGCGCCCGUGGUUUUCAAUGGUAGUACCACCGCCGCUGGUAGUAUAAUGGUUUCAGCUAACGAAUGCUCGGCACAGCUGGGCUCGAAGGAAAUGGAGACUGUCAGUACCGAACCGGAGGAGGAACCGAUUUUCAACAAACCGAACAGUGAAACAGGCCUGUACACGCUCAAGGAGGGCAUUUACUUUCAUCUGUACAUCAACACCGCACCCUGUGGUGACGCGCGGGUCUUCAGUCCACACGAGAACGACAGCAUGGACGUGGACAAGCAUCCCAACAGGAAAGCCCGUGGCCAGCUGCGCACAAAGGUAGAGUCAGGUGAAGGUACGAUACCGGUGAAGAGCAGUGAGGGCAUCCAGACAUGGGACGGUGUGCUGCAAGGCCAGCGUCUGCUGACGAUGUCCUGUUCCGACAAGAUCUCACGCUGGAACGUGCUGGGACUGCAGGGAUCGUUGCUAGCCUCUAUUAUACAGCCAAUUUAUCUGCAUUCGAUCGUGCUCGGUAGCCUGUUGCAUCCGGCACAUAUGUACCGUGCUAUCUGCGGUAGAAUAGAGAACGCAAUCCAGGGGCUUCCGCCACCGUACCGUCUCAACAAACCGAAGCUGGCGCUAAUGACAUCAGCGGAGUCCCGCAACCAAACCAAACCGCCAAACUUUUCCAUCAAUUGGAUCACCGACUGUACUGAGGUAGAGAUCGUCAACUCGUUCACCGGCAAACUGAUCAACAACAACACCAAUACCAGUAAAAUGUCGCGCUUGUCGAAACAAUCGUUCUACCGGCGCUAUACCAAUGUCAUCGCACAGCUGCCGCAUGUACGCUUCCGUGACCUUAAACCAACGUACUUUGAGACAAAGAUGUCGGUGGUCGAGUACCAGCAGGCCAAACGCGAGCUUUUCGCUGCGUUCAGUAAGGAGGAUUUAGGCGACUGGCUGAAGAAACCGAUAGAGCAGGAUCAGUUCACGCUGCUGACUGCGAAGGAAACGGAUCCUCCUUCACAGCAGCAACAUCAGCCACAACAGCAGUCACAACAACAGCAGCAGCAGCAGCAAGUACAACAGCACGGAAUACAACAGUUACCGCAGCUAUUAUCGCCUUCAUCUUCGGCGAUGCCAACAUGAUCUGGAGAAAUUAUUGGCAUCAGAGCGGCUGUCACCAAGACCAUCACCACCAGUACAACCAGCAAUUGUUCGCGGUGCCAUUUUGGGCAACAUGCUGCCACAGUGGGUAAACAAAAUUAUGGGAUAAUGCGGUGCGGUGUACAUCCUGCCGCAGCCUGCAAAUGUAUCUCGGAGUACCGCAAAUCCUUUCAACGCAGUAGCUCUGCUUAGGCGCUAUUUCGUUGGGUGUUGGUUUUAUCCUAUUGUUGAAGCAGAUUGCCAGAUAACUAAUGUUUACCUGCAAACGUUUCGUAAUGUUAAAGAUAAUCUAAACUAGGGCCACCUGUUUUACAGCUGUUUCGGGCAGUAGAAGGUGAAUCGGGUGUUUUUCGAAUUACGGUGAAACGAAUUAGAAGAGGCUUGCGACCAUGUUUCCGACAAGCACUGUUUUAAAAUCAAGUUGUUUGUUAGAUCGCUCAUCCUAUGAAUCUUCAAAAGAAUGGGGACAUGGGAGGACUCUUAACCAUUUCAAAAUUAAUUUACUAUACCCUAAGCUACUGGCUAUUCCUUCCGAAUGCCUACUUCCCUAACGAAGAGUGAAUGUUGAAAGGCCAUUUGAAUAAUUGGAAUGAUUUAUUCUUAAACACGAACUAUGUUAGUGCCAAAUCAAAAACAAAACAGGAAACCGAUUGGAACUCUUCUGGAGAGCAAUAAGCAUGGGGUAGGAAACGGUGUGUUCUGGCACGAGCGUUAUAAACCCUGCAAAUAGGAUCACGAUGGGCAAAAGCAAGAAGUCCUGCUUAGCGAGAAGCUAGGUAACCUAGGGAUACUGAUUAUUUUUUACAUGUUACACUGGCAGUAUUUUGAGUUAGAUGAUGUACCGUUUCUUUGGUAUUAUUUUUUUGGAUAGUAGUAAGCACCUCCGUUAAGCGAAAAAUUCGAUGAAUUGGAGUACAAUUUUGAAUUGAAAAUGCUGCUGAUCACAUUGCUCUCGCCAGACGAGAACUGCAACACAGUACGAAAAGAAGAAAGGCAAAUCGAAGCAAACUGCUGAUGGGUCUGAAACUUAGUGACGAAUGCGAUUGCAAGCAAAGUAAUGAACUUAAAAGAAGAAGCAGCACCAUUCAGCCUAAUUUAUUGCAUCUACAUGCAUACGCAAUCAAGAACACGAUUUUUGCAACAGCAUGCAAGUGGAUUAUGUGAUGCAAGUGAGUGAUUAUGCGUAUCACCACCGGCUACUGUUUUUUGGUACACCAUACGUUGAAUUUGGAUAAUUCUGCUUUUGAUACUAGAACAUCGAAUUAGUUUCCCAGAAGGAACGAAAAAGUACACAAGGAACAUUCUAGACAUUCACAAGUUGCUACCACUGCAUAGGAUUCUAGCUUUUAAACCUAGAUUAACAAAUCUACAAAACAGGAAGCGGCACUCUCCGUGACAUCGAGAUAUAUACUAUUUUCUUAUAAUCAUAAUUCCUUACAACCUUUUUUGUAGGACGUGCACUGAUCGAUGAAUGCAAUGAGCUAGCGAUACCUUUAGCAAGCCUUUUUUUCGGUGCAGCAUUUUCGGUGGGUUUUGCUUGCGUAAAGUUGUUCGUUGUCAUUAAAAAAAAAAACUGUAUGCAAUCUGUCAUUCAGUACUAUUUAAGGGUAGCGUAAGCUUUUUGGUUUUGAGUCAAGUGUCCCUUAGCCUAGGAACUAAUAGUGUAUUCGGUUUGCUACUGUUUGUACUGAAUUGAAAAUACCAAUUACUCUUCGCGCAAUUAGACGUCGAGUGCUGAGUGCUAGUACGUUUGUCUGGAUUUUGGUUUGGCUGUUAUUCUUAGUAGAAGGCUGGGGUGAGAGCAGGACAGAAAAGAGAAGACAAUGAUAGUCCCCAGAAACCGAGACAGCGCCAGUCGAAGUAGACAGUUGGACUACCGUAUUCUCUUAUCAUCCGUAUUAAACAGCGCUAGUCUUAUUCUCCAAAAAAGUAAUAAUAACAAUGAUAAAACCAACUAUAAUAAUGUUAGCGGAACCAGUUUGUGAUAGAAACAUUAGAUCUGACACAAUUUAUAUUUAUAAUAGCGCCACCCCUACGAUAUGCUCGUUUUCAUUUCUAAUAUUUAAAGUAAAGAUAGUAUUUCAGUAAUUAUUUGAAUUCUCCACACGUCCGGAUAAACGUCGAUUCGUGCGGCCGAGCUCAUUAUUACGGUGCUUCACAUUCACUAAAGCAAAACGCAAAACGAAACUUCGGUAUUGCAUUGUAGAUCGGCCACUGAUAGAAAUGCAGUUGACUGCGGAGUUUCGGGAUAAGUAUAUAUGUAUAUAUGCAUAUGUAUAUUUAUAUUCAUCGAUAAAUGUAUAUAAAUAUACAUGUACAUAUACAAAUAUGUACAUAAAACGAUGGCUGGUUAUUGCCGGCCGGGUUUCCCAGCAAGUCUUCUAGGUGCAGCCGAAAGGCGCCGGGCGUGGGUUGCAGGGAAUUCAAAAGAGAGACGAGAGAGGAGAAAACGAAAAUAAAUUACAAUGCGAGAUUCACAAGCUGGGUACGAGCAGCAAGAACUCUGAUAUAUACAUAUAGAGAAAACAUUAAACACCAAUUGGAAUGCCAGUGAAAUAGUUAUUAGUGAGAGAAUUAGAGGAAAUGACGAAUUUUUUUUUUCUUAACAAUAUUCCAACUUAUGGUUUUUGUGUUGUGGCUAUCGGAUCUCCGUGAGUGGUGUGGGAUGGAUGUACACCUGUUUUGUAACAUAUAUUUUAAAUUGUCGUCUUAUAUGUUUAGUGUUUUGGCGAGGUCGCAAACGAAGUAACGAAGAAAGGUUUUGGGGAGCUUUCAGGUGUCCUAUAUCCCUAUCUACCCGUAACAAUGUUGAACUUUAAACUUUCCGCGGAACACUGCUUCCUGCGAAUGAACUUUGACGUACGAACUGGGUGAUAUAAAAUAUAAAUUAUUAUUUUUGUUUCCAUUAUCCUUA
Anopheles darlingi is the source of this 8440-nucleotide messenger RNA. It is a transcript of the gene Adar, whose product is annotated as double-stranded RNA-specific editase Adar. Gene Ontology annotation, cellular component: nucleolus; cytoplasm. The coding region runs from base 853 to 5508 and encodes 1551 amino acids. Gene Ontology annotation, molecular function: double-stranded RNA adenosine deaminase activity; double-stranded RNA binding; tRNA-specific adenosine deaminase activity. The record is from RefSeq and is a predicted model, not a curated record. The transcript is spliced from 10 exons. Lineage: Eukaryota; Metazoa; Arthropoda; Insecta; Diptera; Culicidae. Gene Ontology annotation, biological process: adenosine to inosine editing; RNA processing.